AUGCAAGAGUGCAAGAAGUGCAAAGCUGGUAAGGUAUGCUGCUUAAUCCGCACCUGUCGCGACCGAGGAGGGAAGUGUAAGAAGGAAGGAAAGUGCAACGGUAGAAUCGUCAAGGUGAAGAAGCCAUGCAAGGAACCCAAAGUCUGCUGUCUAGGCACAACCACUGCCAUUACAACAGAUUCAACAACUGCCACUACAAUAGGCACAACCACUGCCCCUACAAUAGAUACAACCACUGCCACUACAACAGAUGCAACCACUGCCACUACAGCAGACUCAACCACUGCCAUUACAACAAGCACAACCACUGCCACUACAACAGAUUCAACCACUACCACUACAACAGGCACAACCACUGCAACUACAACAGGCACAACCACUGCCACUGCAACAGAUACAACAACUGCCACUACAACAGAUACAACAAUACAACAGACACUAACUACUGCCACUACAACAGGCACAACACUGCCACUACAACAGACACAACCACUGCUACUACACAGAUACAACACUGCACUACAACAGAUUCAUCCACUGCCACUACAACAGCCACUACAACACAACCACUGCCACUACAACAAUACAACCACUGCCACUAAACAGAUACAACACUGA
Penaeus vannamei (Pacific white shrimp) is the source of this 618-nucleotide messenger RNA. The record is from RefSeq and is a predicted model, not a curated record. Lineage: Eukaryota; Metazoa; Arthropoda; Malacostraca; Decapoda; Penaeidae.